Molecule: messenger RNA, 438 nt
Organism: Onychostruthus taczanowskii (white-rumped snowfinch)
Lineage: Eukaryota; Metazoa; Chordata; Aves; Passeriformes; Passeridae
Product: C-X-C motif chemokine 2-like
Exons: 4
Coding region: 1-438 (145 amino acids)
Biological process (GO): neutrophil chemotaxis; cellular response to lipopolysaccharide; chemokine-mediated signaling pathway
Cellular component (GO): extracellular region
Molecular function (GO): chemokine activity; CXCR chemokine receptor binding
Source: RefSeq, a predicted model, not a curated record
AUGCGGCUGCUGGCGCUGGCCCUGCUCCUGCUCCUGAGCAGCUCGGUGCCGGCGGGCGGUCUGUCGCUGGAGAGCCUGCUGACCAACAUGAGGUGCAAGUGCAUCAAAUCCACCGCCCACGUCGUCAGCCUGGGGCUGAUCCUCACCAUCGACGUUACCCCGCCGGGCAUUCACUGCAGGAGGAAGGAGGUCAUCCUCACCCUGAAGAAGAACAGGCGGGUGUGCGUGACCCCCGAGGCGCCCUGGAUCCAGCUGCUCAUCCACAAGCUGAUGCAGAGGAACGGCAUCAAAAAAGCGCUGCCGCGGCUGCGGCGGGAAGCACCGUGCUGCCGGACCCCUUGGACGCCCCCCACCCCGUCCCUCCCACUGGCCACAUCCCAGGAAUCCACGGCUAUGAAUCCCUCGUGGGACAGCAGUGACACAACCCCCCUGCCCUGA